This is a messenger RNA of Asparagus officinalis (garden asparagus), 2163 nucleotides long. RefSeq names its product probable ADP-ribosylation factor GTPase-activating protein AGD14. NCBI's taxonomy places the organism in Eukaryota, Viridiplantae, Streptophyta, Magnoliopsida, Asparagales, Asparagaceae. The record is from RefSeq and is a predicted model, not a curated record. Gene Ontology annotation, molecular function: GTPase activator activity. The coding region runs from base 143 to 1813 and encodes 556 amino acids. The transcript has 13 exons.
CCUCCAAAAUUUUUUCUUCUCCCCUCAUCACAAACAAUAUCCCUAAAAAAAACCAAACAAAAAAAAAACUCUCUUUUAAACCCUUGUUCAUUGAUUAUGAAGCCUUAGAAAAAUCCAUAUUCACAUUUUUCUUUUGAGAAAAAUGAUGAGUAAGAAAGAGGAGGAAAGGAAUGAGAAGAUAAUUAGGGGUCUUAUAAAAUUGCCUCCUAAUAGUACUUGCAUAAACUGCAAUAGCCGGGGUCCUCAGUAUGUAUGCACAAAUUUUUGGACCUUUGUUUGUGUUACUUGCAGUGGUAUACACCGUGAAUUCACUCAUCGUGUGAAAUCAGUAUCCAUGGCUAAAUUCACCACACAAGAAGUUCAGGCUCUUCAAAAGGGUGGUAACCAGCGUGCCAGAGACAUUUUCUUCAAAUCCUGGGAUAUGCAAAGUAUUAGAUUUCCUAAUAACAGCAAUGCUGAUAAGAUUAGAGAAUUCAUAAAUGAUGUCUAUAUACACAAGAAAUAUGCCAAUGAAGGGUCUUCUGGCAAAUUACCUAGCAACAUGGAGAAGCUUAAUAUCAAUGAAGAAAAUGGAAUCGAAGCUAGUUCUCAUCAUUCUUCUCAAAAUCCACAACAUCAGCAUGAAGAUAAUCGAAUCGGGAGAAGUCCAAUUAUUAAGCUUAGUGAAAGUCAAGUUUUGGAUCAGGGGUUUUUUGACAGGAUAAUCUCUGGCGCUGUUGAUUAUGUUGCCAAUGAAAAUUCGAGUUCCAACUUUUCAGACCACUCAGUUACUAGUAAUGGCGAUCCAUUGUCGCCAUAUUCACAAGACGUUGGAGAUAUCAGUCCUGAGUUAGUGAAAGAAAAUGUUGAAAGGAAUUCCAAUGAGAGAUUUUGUCACAAAAGAACUGUCUCUUCAGGCGGAUUUGAAUCUAGUUCCAGAAGCUUGGAAUCAUUUAGAUCAACUGCAGAGUCAUUUCUAUCGACUUCAGAAUCAUUUGUAACAGCUUCAGAAUCAUUUCGAUCACAUUCAGGAUCGUUUUUAAUGAAUGAUGACGUAGGAGAUACAGAUUUGAAUGGAGCCCAGAAAACACCAGUGUCAACUUCUAUGAAUGCUAAUGAUGGGGACUUGUUUGGUGAUAUUUGCGAUGAUAAGCCUUCGGUCUCUGGAAAUGACGAAGAAUGGGCUACAUUUGAUGAACAUGAUCCUUUUGGAUUUCUUAUUGAAAGAAGUGAAAGACCUGAAACUAAAGAUAAAGAUAAUUCUCAGUGGUUUUCAUUUCCAAACUCUGUGUAUUCUGAUCCUUUUCUGUCAAGUAGUAAUCAACUGGAAAUUGAUUUACAGUCGUGGCAGGCAUUCAAAGACUCUUUUGAGAACAAACCCCAAAAUGUAUUUGAAAAUCUUGACAGGAAUAAUCAACUACAUAUUCCAGUCAAUGAUUUACAUAGUGGGCUUCAAAUAUCAGAGAAACCUUUCGAUAAUGGAUUUCAAAGAUCAUUAUCUGUUGAUAGCCUUAAUCUUCCGUCAAUUAAUAUCUCAAAAACAUCAUUUCCUCCAUAUAUUCUACCUCCAAUGGAAAAGAUGGUUCAUCCAGGCAAAUCAAGAAAUCCAUUUGAUUUACCAUAUGAUUUGGAUCCGGAAGCCGACAAUAAGUUUUUCGAUAUGAGCUCUCUACAAACAACAAUACCAUUUCCAGGGGUGCCUACUCCUCAACAAUGGUCACCUCAGAGUUCCAACAUCCAAGGUGUACCAUACGUGGAAACUCAAGAACCUAGUUCUAUGUUCUCAAAUGCACAAGGCACUAGCACAUCUCGUCAUGGGAAUCCAUUUGCUUAGACAGACAUCGGCCAAGGCAACGUGAUCGCUGCUAUUGAUACCAUGGAUGCUUGCAGGUUUUGAUAGUGCACUGACAAAACCUGUUUCCUGGUACACGAGACACGCGAAGCUGUAGAAAAGUUUCAAAGCAAGACGAUCGGGAGGCAUGUAUCAUGAUGAGACUUUGAAUUGCGUUACUAUAGUGACAUUAAUUUUUCCACUGUUUUGAGUAGUAUGUUGUUGUUUACAUCAACACCGUCGCAUUGAACAACUGUAUGAAGUUACAGAUUCAGUUACAGAUUCCCUCAGCGAAUAGAUCAAGCCUUCUUUUUUCUUGCCAUUUUUAAUGUGUGCCCUUUUAACCUGUUACC